CACACCUAAGCAACAGCCAACAAGAUUCCACUCAGGCUAAAAAAACGAGAUUGAAAAAAUAACUAGUUUUUCUUCUACUUGACCAAUUCUAAAACCUUCAAAAACUCAAAUGGCUUCUUCAAUGGUGAUAAAGCGAUCAUCAGUGCUAAAAUCACUAACUGGUGGUCUUAGAGUCGCAGCAUCAAGGGCUUAUGCAUCGGUUGCUGUGGGAUCUGACAUAGUUUCUGCUGCACCUGAUAUUUCCCUUCAGAAAGCUCGCACCUAUGAUGAAGGUGUUUCUUCCAAAUUCUCCACCACACCUUUGCAUGACAUUUUCAAGGGGAAGAAAGUUGUCAUCUUUGGCCUCCCUGGUGCAUUUACUGGAGUUUGUUCAGCUCAACAUGUCCCUAGCUACAAGACUAACAUCGACAAGCUCAAGGCUAAAGGGGUUGAUUCUAUAGUUUGUGUUUCAGUAAAUGAUCCAUAUGUGAUGCAUGGAUGGGCUGAGAAACUUGAAGCAAAAGAUGCGAUUGAAUUUUAUGGGGACUUUGAUGCGAGUUUCCACAAGAGCUUGGACUUAACUAUAGACCUCUCAGCAGCUUUGCUUGGAACUCGCUCUCACAGAUGGUCGGCUUAUGUAGAAGACAGCAAAAUAAAGGUUCUGAAUGUCGAAAAGGCUCCAUCUGAGUUCAAAGUCUCUGGCGGCGAUCAUAUGCUUGCUCAGAUCUGAAUGAGUUGGAGGUCAUUUGGAGCUCUUGAUCGUCAGUAAUAAGCUCCAAGUGCUACGUUCUCCUGGUGUAAGUCAACAGGAUGUUACAGAUGUGAUGUAUCAAGUGUUGCUUGCAGUUGCUGUUCCGUGUCUAUCCUUUGGUGUGGUGUGGAUACCAUAGUGAGACAAGAAAAUAUGUGUUUUGGUUGUGUUUGGUUCAUUUUCACAUGAUAUUCAUACAUAUAAUCCGGCUAAUCAAAUAACCAAGUUAAUUGUUUUGGUUCA
This is a messenger RNA of Beta vulgaris subsp. vulgaris (sugar beet), 973 nucleotides long. Its product is annotated as peroxiredoxin-2F, mitochondrial. Gene Ontology annotation, molecular function: thioredoxin peroxidase activity. Gene Ontology annotation, cellular component: cytoplasm; mitochondrion. The transcript has 5 exons. The coding region runs from base 110 to 709 and encodes 199 amino acids. Gene Ontology annotation, biological process: cellular response to oxidative stress; hydrogen peroxide catabolic process; cell redox homeostasis. The record is from RefSeq and is a predicted model, not a curated record. Lineage: Eukaryota; Viridiplantae; Streptophyta; Magnoliopsida; Caryophyllales; Amaranthaceae.